This is a messenger RNA of Hippopotamus amphibius kiboko, 3584 nucleotides long. RefSeq names its product mitogen-activated protein kinase kinase 7 (gene MAP2K7). Bases 150 to 1457 code for a protein of 435 amino acids. The record is from RefSeq and is a predicted model, not a curated record. Gene Ontology annotation, biological process: protein phosphorylation. The transcript is spliced from 12 exons. NCBI's taxonomy places the organism in Eukaryota, Metazoa, Chordata, Mammalia, Artiodactyla, Hippopotamidae. Gene Ontology annotation, molecular function: ATP binding; protein kinase activity.
CGGGAAGGGCGGGUGCGCGCCGCGGGCAUGCGCCGUGCGGAGCGAGACGGCGGCUCAGCGGGGUCAUCCGAGCGCAGGCGCAGUGCGGUGUUUGUCUGCCGGACUGACGGGCGGCCGGGCGGUGCGCGGCGGCGGCGGCGGCGGGGAAGAUGGCGGCGUCCUCCCUGGAGCAGAAGCUGUCCCGCCUGGAAGCAAAGCUGAAGCAGGAGAACCGCGAGGCCCGGCGGAGGAUCGACCUCAACCUGGAUAUCAGCCCCCAGCGGCCCAGGCCCAUUAUUGUGAUCACUCUAAGCCCUGCUCCUGCCCCGUCCCAGCGAGCAGCCCUGCAGCUCCCGCUGGCCAACGACGGGGGCAGCCGCUCACCGUCCUCCGAGGGCUCCCCGCAGCACCCCACGCCCCCCGCCCGGCCCCGCCACAUGCUGGGGCUCCCGUCAGCCGUGUUCACGCCCCGUAGCAUGGAGAGCAUCGAGAUCGACCAGAAGCUGCAGGAGAUCAUGAAGCAGACGGGCUACCUGACUAUCGGGGGCCAGCGCUACCAGGCGGAAAUCAACGACCUGGAGAACCUGGGGGAGAUGGGCAGCGGCACCUGCGGCCAGGUGUGGAAGAUGCGAUUCCGGAAGACGGGCCACGUGAUCGCUGUCAAGCAAAUGCGGCGCUCGGGAAACAAGGAAGAGAACAAGCGGAUCCUCAUGGACCUGGACGUGGUGCUCAAGAGCCACGACUGCCCCUAUAUCGUGCAGUGCUUCGGGACCUUCAUCACCAACACGGAUGUCUUCAUCGCCAUGGAGCUCAUGGGCACGUGCGCCGAGAAGCUCAAGAAGCGGAUGCAGGGCCCCAUCCCUGAGAGGAUCCUGGGCAAGAUGACGGUGGCGAUCGUGAAGGCGCUCUACUACCUAAAGGAGAAGCACGGUGUGAUCCACCGCGACGUCAAGCCCUCCAACAUCCUGCUGGACGAGCGGGGCCAGAUCAAGCUCUGCGACUUCGGCAUCAGCGGCCGCCUGGUCGACUCCAAGGCCAAGACGCGGAGUGCGGGCUGUGCCGCCUACAUGGCUCCCGAGCGCAUCGACCCCCCAGAUCCCACCAAGCCCGACUACGACAUCCGGGCCGAUGUGUGGAGCCUGGGAAUCUCCUUGGUGGAGCUGGCAACAGGACAGUUUCCCUACAAGAACUGCAAGACGGACUUUGAGGUCCUCACCAAAGUCCUACAGGAAGAACCCCCGCUCCUGCCCGGUCACAUGGGCUUCUCGGGAGAUUUUCAGUCCUUCGUCAAAGACUGCCUUACUAAAGAUCACAGGAAGAGACCAAAGUAUAAUAAGCUACUUGAACACAGCUUCAUCAAGCGCUACGAGACGCUGGAGGUGGAUGUGGCGUCCUGGUUCAAGGAUGUCAUGGCGAAGACCGAGUCGCCGCGGACAAGCGGGGUCCUGAGUCAGCACCACCUGCCCUUCUUCAGGUAGCCGCGCAGCGGCGGCGGCCAGCCCGCCAGGGGCUGGGGGCGUGGCCACGGGCCCCCCCCUUCCCCACCCGGCCACCCAGCUGCCCGCCAGGGGAGCCCUGGGACCUGGACGGCCGCCGAGGGCUGAGGACAGAAAGUAGGGGGCACCAACCCACCCCCGACUCCCUGCCCGCCAGCCAUGGACAGAAGGGCCCGCCCGGCCCCAGCCCUUCCCGUCCCGGGAUCAGCCGGCCGUACGCGUCCCCCCGACAGACACUGUGAACCGGAAGACAGCAGGCCUAGAGCAGACUCGCUAUUUAUUCAGUUGUAACCUCUGGGCUGGGGCGGCCCCCAGGGGCCGGGAGAGAGCCGCCUGUCCCGCACCCUGCCACACCGCGCUGUCCCCACCGCCUCCUCCCACGCACAUGCGCCCUGGCUCCGUCUCCCUCUCUCUGUCACCUCCCUCUCUACCUCUCUGGCUUUCCCUGUCUCCCUCCCUGCCUCUGCCUUUCUCCUGGCCCAGGCCCAGGCCCAGGCCCUGCCACCCCCGGCAGGACCCUCAGGUCCACGUAGGUCUCCAGCAAGCCAUGAGUCAGUCGGCUGGCGUCCUUGCCCCAGGCAGGCAGGCUGGACGUUGUGACUGCAGCCGGACCCGGGCGGGUCUCUUUCGCUCUCUUUUUGAUCUCAGGGGGUCCUUUUUGGAGUUUAUUGUAUUUUAUUGUACUUGGUGGGGUGUUUGGGGGGUGGGGGGAGGAGAAGAGCUUGUUCUCAUGGGGUUUGUCGGUACCUUCAGAAACUUUUACCAAAGUCAUGUUUAGCUGCUUGUGGUGGCAGCCCCCUGACGGCCCGCGGGCGCUGGGGGGCUGGGGCUGGGGGCCGAGCCCUGGGGGCCUGGGCCACCGCCCGGGAGAGACUAGUCCCAAAGGUGGGCUCUGGGGGAGGGCGCCUCCCUCGGGGCUGGAGACUGGCCACAGCUUGCAGGGGUGAGUUGAGGACCUCAGGGGGUGUGGAGGGAGCCCAGUGGGCCAUGGCCACACAGGGUGGCCUUCAGGGAAGGCAGGUGUGGGGCGUGGUGGAGGGUGGCAGGCGCUGGUGCGGCAGGGAGGCGGCGGAGGGAAUGGGUGACGGGAGCGGCGGCCGUGGGGCCCAGGGAGGCAGGGACUGAGGGUGCGUGGAGUGGAUGUGGGGGUUUGAGGACGUGUGACAGGGACAGAGGUGGGGCAGGCCAGGGGCUGGGCGUGUGGAGGCAGUCACGCCCUCGUAGUGGCCCUGAGCACCCCUCGACUCACCCAGAGCUGGCCAGUCCCCAGCCCUCCCUGAGGCCCGGGGAGCAGCCAGAGCAGGAGGGGGUGUGUUUCCUUUUUGUUGGUGUUGCAUGCAAAUCAAGUGGAUGACAAAACAAAAUAACAAAACAAACAAACAAAAAAAAUGGAAAAAAAAAAAAAACCCACAAAAACCAACCAACACCAAAGGUGAGGAACCUCGCUGGAUGUAGCUGAAGCAAUCUAGACUAGGCGUCACUGUACCCUCCAUCUAUCUCACUGACUCUAGUUACUGCUAGGAUAGUCACAAAAUGCCGCAUGUUUAAAAAGUACUCGAAGUCAUCUUUUCUCUGCACCUCCCCCAACUCCUGGGGGUGGCCACCUUCUCUUGCUCCAGUCCCCUUGUGGGGGGGGGGCAAGGUUCGGGGCCAGUAGGCCUGGCCCCCACCCUCCUUCGCCAGGCCCAGCCACGGGGGCCUUUGUGGGUAGCCGGGAAGGUUGCGUGGCCAGCCCCAAGGGCUGCAACAGGCGUGAGCCCAGCUGCCUGGGUUUAUUUUUAUUUAACUUUAUUUUCUGUUUUGUAAGCGUGUGUCCGCCCAUUUCCCCCCUCCCCCCCUUCAGUGUUCAAUGGGAGCCUCUUCUUCCCUCCUGCCUCUCCCAUGUCCCCCCCCCCACCAUCCCCACGUCACCAGUCACCAGCCACCAGCCAUCCCUCUCCACCAGGCAGAGGGCGAAGUGGGCAGGCAGGGGCCUGAGGUGGCCUGGCCCAGCCCGUUGGCCCACGACCCCUUCUCAGGCCACCAGUAUUGCCCCAUCCCUUUUUAAAAGGAAACUCCCUUGUUUGUAAAUCCUUAGAGGCUUGAGAAUAAAACCCCUCCCUCUUCUUC